AUGGGUCGUCUUGUGGAUCAACCAGCAAACUCAGUCGUCCAUGUUGCAUUUGGGAGCUUCACAGUUUUUGACCAGAUCCAGUUCCAAGAAUUAGCUUUGGGGCUUGAACUCACCAACAGACCAUUCUUAUGGGUUGUGCUUCCAGAUAUAACUGACGAGAAUAAUGAUGCUUACCUAAAAAGGUUCAAAGAAAGAGCAGCAACUCGUGGGCGAAUGGUAGGUUGGGCACCUCAGCAGAAGGUCUUGGGACAUCCUUCUGUUGCUUGCUUUUUAAGCCAUUGUGGCUGGAACUCUACCAUGGAAGGCCUAAGCAAUGGAAUCCCUCUCCCAUGCUGGCCAUACUUUGCUGACCAGUUUUUUAACCAAAGUUACAUUUGUGAUGUUUGGAAAGUUGGAUUGGGGUUUAACUGUGAUGAAAAUGGGAUCGUCAAACAAGGAGAAAUUAAGGACAAGGUGGAGCAACUGUUCAGUGACAAGACAUUUAAAGCAAGGUCUUUGGAUCUGAAGGAAGUGGUUUCAAAAAGUGCCAAAGAAAGUGGAUGCUCUCACAAUAACUUUAACAAUUUUAUUGAAUGGAUGAAGGCAUAG
Molecule: messenger RNA, 588 nt
Organism: Camellia sinensis
Lineage: Eukaryota; Viridiplantae; Streptophyta; Magnoliopsida; Ericales; Theaceae
Source: RefSeq, a predicted model, not a curated record